AUGCUGCAUGCUUCCUUCGCGUUCGACUCGCAGGCUGGGCAGCCUAUGAGCUUCGCUCCCAACCUUCCUUCAGGCUCUUCCGGCAUGCCCAAGUACAGCCAGAACCAGUCGAGUCCUCCCCUCGGGAGCGAAGAAGUGAACGACGCUCUCAUGGAAAUCAUUCAGUGCUGCAUUCCGGUGCCGUGCGAUGACGUCAAGGUAGACGAGGAUGCACCGAACAAGUUCGAAGCUUAUAAGAGCGAUGGAGAUGUCGUCUACUUCAUCUGGAUCGAUCGCAACGUGGACAACCUCAACUUUCUCCUCGAGGUUCGUAGGAUGCUACAUCGAGAGGGCGUCUCUUUCUCGUACCGACAGCUGGUCAAAGAGUUCUACUGGUCCCUCACUAUCGCCAAGAAGACAAAGAUCGUUCAGGUGUCCGGCAGACGCUACGAGCCGCCCAUGUAUCCCCAACCAUCGCAGACUACCAUCAUGCCGCAAGCCCUUCAGACACACGUCAAGACCAUGUCCAACCAUCAGCUUUGCUUUGAGGCCACGCUCACGUGUCAAACGCUCGUUUCGCAGUUCUUCUCCAAGAUCCUGUACUCUGAGCUCACAGAGUUCCUGAACAUGAGCACUAUGCCGGGGAUCAUCAGGUUCCUUUCAGGGGGCAAGCAGGUCAAUGCUCUCAAGCCUGAUUUCAUCAAGUUCAGCGCUCUAAUUUCGAAGAUGGAACCGCGCUUCAUCCUGCGCUUUAUCUACCUGUUAAUCUUGGCAGGCUCCACACCUGCGAUCUACAGUGGCGAGCGUGACAAGCUGAAUGCCGAAGUCGUCUUCACCACCAUGAAGCAAGUCAUCAUCAUCGACACCUUGGAAGGGAUUUGCAGCGGUCACCUCGGCAGGGAUGCAGUCAUAGUGAUGAAGCUCGUCUCCUGCGGCUGUCUGCUGGCUGUUGACAUUGCACAGAACUGGGCGGCACUGGUGAUGUUUAUCAGCUACGCCAUUGUGUUUCUCCUGGAGGGGGUGGAAGCUUUUGGGAUGAAGAAGUACGCCGGCAAGUACGACGAAUACACUCUCCUCUCUGCACUUGCGAGAUCGAACGAUUUCGGGGUCUUGGUCAGGAACGCGUUUGACACGAAUCCUGAUUGGGCUAUUUAUGUCGACAGGCACAACGAAGGAGUGGUAAUGCCGAAUGGAGAUGUUGUCUUCGUCGGAGAUCAAGUUCAGGCAACUCAAGCAGAGUCUCCAACGAGAACAAACCUGGACACAGAGUACAAGGAGGUAGCGGUGUUUUCCAUCAAGCAAGUGAAGGAGCAGAUACCAGCGCUGGUCAAGAAGACGUCAGGCUAUCUCACAGGUGGUUUCGUGGCUGCCACUGGCCUCGUCCUCCUGGAUGGAUUCUUUUCGGUGGUGAUCAUUCUUGCCAUGGUUCUCAUCUCAGUCAUGAUCUGCGAUGACUUGACUCAGAGGUUUGUCGCCUACAACAUGAACAAGCACUUCACGUUCAUCAUCAUCAUCGCCCUCGCUGCCGCCCAGAAUGUGGCCGUGAGCAACGUCGGGUGGGUUCAGGAUAGCUCGCAGAUUGACAAGAGCCAAGACAUCUUUCCUCUUGCAAGCCUCGUGAUCCUUCUCGGAGUUGCCUCAACCAUCCUGAUCAAGAUGGACUUGUACUUCUCUCCGGAGAAGAGCAUCUUCAAGUCCAACAACACCGGCCUCACCCGAGUUUCAAUGGACAAGAUCGUCAACGGCAACUUCGACGCCCUGGAUGUCACCGAGUUGGCUGCUCUGAUUGACUACUUUGCCGUGCGAGUGGAAGGAAAGGACGACACUGACAACGUCUCCAAGUACAGCUUGAAGAAGCUGUGGAUCGAUCACAGGAUGGCAGCCAUGGGCUCCCUGCAAGAUGGGGACAUCGCCAAGUUCCUGGAUUGGUAUCAGCGCAGAUUGAGCAGCCUGGCCUAG
Molecule: messenger RNA, 1938 nt
Organism: Guillardia theta CCMP2712
Lineage: Eukaryota; Cryptophyceae; Pyrenomonadales; Geminigeraceae
Exons: 2
Coding region: 1-1938 (645 amino acids)
Source: RefSeq, a predicted model, not a curated record